ACCCAUUUCUGUACCCACUCUUCGCCCCAUCUUCGAGGAAGCUAUCUGCACUCCCUUUCGCCCCAAGCAAACGUCUCGAAUCCUGCCGUUAUAUAUCGACCGUGUCUCCCUUGUUGGAUCUCUCCAUCCUGCAACCAGAUAUGGGGAGGCCGAGCGUCCACCAGAAGAGCCCCGAGCAAGCCAAGGCCAAGGCGACGAAGAAGAAGAAGCCCAUCAAGGUGGUGUACAUCUCCAACCCCAUGAGGGUCACCACGAGCGCCGCCCAGUUCCGGGGCCUCGUGCAGAAGCUCACCGGCCGGGACUCCAACGUCGCCGACAUGGCCAUCGCUUGCUCGCCGACAGGUGGACCCUCCGCGGACUGUGAGGGCAUGACGCCGCGAGAUCUGAGCUCGGGCUCGGGUGCGCUCGGUCCGUGUAAGGGCGCGGUGGCGACGCCGUUUGAGAUGUUGGAUGACGGCUUCUCCGCGCAGAUGUUAGAGGACUUGUCGGGGUUCCCACCGUGGCCGUCGCUGUGUUGUGAGUCUUCGGUGGGUGGAUUCUGGAGACUCGGUCAAGUGUGAGGAACAAUGGAAGGAUUGAGUAUACCUUGUUGGUCACAGUCAUGUCCAAAUAUACUCUUCUUAUUUCAUCUUUUCCAACUGAUCCUCGACUUCUUUCUCUGAAUCUCUGUCUGUAUCUCAAUAAUAUGGUUUGAUUUGGCUGCA
This is a messenger RNA of Musa acuminata AAA Group (dessert banana), 704 nucleotides long. Its product is annotated as sigma factor binding protein 1, chloroplastic-like. The coding region runs from base 141 to 560 and encodes 139 amino acids. The record is from RefSeq and is a predicted model, not a curated record. The transcript has a single exon. NCBI's taxonomy places the organism in Eukaryota, Viridiplantae, Streptophyta, Magnoliopsida, Zingiberales, Musaceae.